This is a messenger RNA of Acanthopagrus latus (yellowfin seabream), 1616 nucleotides long. It is a transcript of the gene fam3c, whose product is annotated as FAM3 metabolism regulating signaling molecule C. Lineage: Eukaryota; Metazoa; Chordata; Actinopteri; Spariformes; Sparidae. The coding region runs from base 161 to 847 and encodes 228 amino acids. The record is from RefSeq and is a predicted model, not a curated record. The transcript is spliced from 10 exons.
AGCAUCUCACCUACUGCCCCUCUCCCCCCUUGAACUGUAUUUCAGCUGUCACCCUACAGAUCUCUCCAGUCUGGGACACCGUCGGCCACAGCCGGUACAGGUGGUUACCACAGCGACUGAACAGGGUGUUAGUUUGGGGAAAAGAGGCUGGAGGCUCGCAAUGAUGCUUCGGGCCGGCGGUAUUUUGAAGUUGGCAGCGCUCAUCUUUGCGUUCCUCCUGGCUGUCUUUCUGGCUUUCCAGCUGCUGGAGAUCAACACGGAUUUUAAACUGGGCAGUAUGAUGUCCAGAUCGGUGCCAGUGAAUGAAGCCCCAACAAAGCCAGUCAGGUACAAGUGCGGGCUGUCCAAGCCGUGUCCGCCUGGACACUUUGCGUUCAAGAUGGCGAGUGGAGCGGCCAGUGUGGUCGGGCCGAAAAUCUGCCUGGAGGACAAACUACUGAUGAGCAGUGUCAAGAACAACGUGGGGAGAGGAAUCAACAUCGCCCUGGUUAAUGGGAAAUCAGGGGAACUUAUCAAGACAGACUUCUUUGAUAUGUGGGCAGGAGAUGUGGCUCCCUUUAUUAAAUUCCUGAAGGAAAUUGAGGACGGGACAGUGGUGAUGAUGGCCUCGUACGACGAUCCCUCAACGAAGCUCAACGAUGAAGCCAGGAAGCUCAUUGCUGAUCUGGGCAGCUCGGUUAUCAGUAAUUUGGGCUUCAGGGAUAACUGGAUCUUCGUAGGAGGGAAAGGCAUCAAGACCAAGAGUCCGUUUGAGCAGCACAUAAAGAACAGCGCAGACACCAACAAGUUCGAAGGAUGGCCUGAAGUGCUGGAGAUGGAGGGCUGCGUGCCUCAGAGACAGGAGUGACCCGAGCUCUUGACGUCACCGUCUGCCCUUUUUUUUUUUUUUUUUUUCCCCACCCCGUCCUCCCGACAUUUCUGUCCUAAUGACACUCUGUAGUGGUCACGCUUCUCUGGGCUGAGAGAAGGUCAGCUCUCACCUCUAAGCCUUUUCAUUCAGAUUCACCCACCAGAACCAGAAGACGUUCGCAGGGAAGGAGGAUGGAAAACCAGAGUCGUGUUUCUCACUCUGUUCUGUUUCUGUUAACGUAGCUUUGGCCUCGCAACUGGAAUAAGUAGGUAGAGCGCACUGAUGAGAAGGGACUUACUGCCACGCUAUGACACUCUCCACCUGUAACGGCGAAGGAUUAAGCUGUGACGGUGUCGCCUGUUGCACUGCUGUUGCUGGAAAGUGAACGUCAAAAGCUCCAGAUCUUUUUUUUUUUUCUUUUGGGGAGGCUCAGUGUCCAUGAACCCGUUCCCCCUGCCUUAAUCUCCUUAAUUAACCUGCUCAUGUUAUGUUUUUCUACUUUUUUCUUACAACUUUAUUUUUGUUUCCUUCCAGAGUUUAUUUUGAGAAAAAAUUAUUAUUAUUAUUAACAGGGUUUUUGAAGACGAUUCAUGAUAUGAUAACCAAAAUGUACCAGAUUCACUGUGAAAUUCCUUUUGUAAAUACGUGUUUUAGAGGUUCUCAAAGAUCCUAAUUUAAUGAAUAUUAUGAUGAUGAUAAUAUAAUUUCUUAAAAUAAAUGAGACAGAAUGAGAAUCAGUGUGUGGAUUAAAUAUGUUUUUGUCAUA